This is a messenger RNA of Gambusia affinis (western mosquitofish), 1216 nucleotides long. It is a transcript of the gene faxdc2, whose product is annotated as fatty acid hydroxylase domain containing 2. Gene Ontology annotation, molecular function: C-4 methylsterol oxidase activity; iron ion binding. Lineage: Eukaryota; Metazoa; Chordata; Actinopteri; Cyprinodontiformes; Poeciliidae. The transcript has 9 exons. Gene Ontology annotation, biological process: sterol biosynthetic process. The coding region runs from base 93 to 1115 and encodes 340 amino acids. The record is from RefSeq and is a predicted model, not a curated record.
AGGAGCGUCCUUCAGAAGUAAAUAAACUGCGGCUGUGAGUUCAUGUGUCAGGUUGCUGCAGGAGGAGCAGAGAGGAAAAACCGCAGGGAAACAUGGAGACGGAGAGCCGCGAGACGGGGAGAGCUGAGAAGAGCUCAGCAGGCAGCGGCCAACAGGAAUCAGCAGGAGGACUGUGGGAUUCUGUGAAGAAGGCUGCUUUUGUCAUCGGAUCUGGAAUCCUGUUCCUGGCUGCUUUUGGAAACUCACUGACCUGGCAUCUUCAGAGAUUCUGGGGAGCUUCAGGAGAUUUCUGGCAGAAUUUGUGGACGAAGGUUUACCUGCAGUUUGAAGGUCAUGAUGCUGCUUUGUUCUUCUUAGGAACCAUGCUGGCCCCGACCUUGAUGUUCUGGUUGCUGAACGGCCUGCUGCUGCUGGUGGACACGUCUGGGAAACCGUCCUUCAUCACCCGGUACCGGAUCCAGGAGGGCAGGAACGAUCCGGUGGACCCGGCCAAGCUGCGGCAGGCGGUUCGGACCGUCCUGUUCAACCAGGUGAUGAUCUCCGGGCCCAUGGUGGUUCUGGUCUACCUGCUGGCCAGCCGGACCGGCCGGCCCUGCGGCCCGGAGCUGCCCACCUUCCACCGCGGCCUGAUGGAGCUCGCCGUGUUCUCCAUGCUGGAGGAGAUCCUGUUCUACUACUCACACAGGUUGUUCCACCAUCCCAGCCUCUACAAGCAUUUCCACAAGCAGCACCAUGAGUGGACCGCUCCCAUCGGUGUCAUCUCCAUCUACGCUCAUCCUCUGGAGCAUGUGAUCUCCAACAUGCUGCCAGUGGUGAUCGGACCCGUCCUGCUGGGGUCCCACAUCACCACCACCAGUGUGUGGUACUGCCUGGCUCUGGUCAGCACCACCAUCUCCCACUGCGGGUACCACCUGCCCUUCCUGCCUUCGCCCGAGUUCCACGACUUCCACCACCUGCGGUUCAACCAGUGCUUCGGCGUGUUCGGCGUUCUGGACCGGCUGCACGGCACCGACUCCCGGUUCCGGCAGACGAAGCAGUACGAGCGGCACACCUUGCUCACCAGCCUGACCCCGCUCACCCACAGCAUCCCCGAAACCCCCAAGAAGGGCCAGUGAUGACCUCUGACCUCCCCACUCAGCGGUCCCGGUCAUUGUGGGAGCCUUAACCUUUGAUUUGUUAGCAUGUUAAUUAUUUGAUAAAGGAAAUGUUGACCAUC